Euleptes europaea (tarantolino) is the source of this 629-nucleotide messenger RNA. It is a transcript of the gene C15H2orf76, whose product is annotated as chromosome 15 C2orf76 homolog. NCBI's taxonomy places the organism in Eukaryota, Metazoa, Chordata, Lepidosauria, Squamata, Sphaerodactylidae. Bases 22 to 393 code for a protein of 123 amino acids. The transcript has 5 exons. The record is from RefSeq and is a predicted model, not a curated record.
GGUGACUUCUGGUUGAGUCACAUGUCAUCAGAAGGUGUGACCGUUACAGUUCGUCUGGUUCGCUCCUUUGAGCAUCGUAAUUUCAAACCUGUCGUGUAUCCUGGCAUUAACCUGGAUCAAACUGUAAAGGAGUUUAUUGCAUUUGUGAGGAAUGAUGUGUCAUUAAGAACAGGACUUCCACCUCCCUUUAAAAAGUACAGAUACGACACAAUGAAGAUUAUUCACCAGGCACACGGCUCUAAGACCAAUGAACUCGUUGUGAGUUUAGAAGACGAUGACAAACUCAUUUUGGCAGAGGAAAGCACCCUGAAAGCAGCUGGAAUAGAAGAGGAAGUCCUUGACCUGCUGGGUGGAAAGAAUUGUGACUGCUCUGAACCUUUGUGGGUCCUUUAGCUCUGCCAUAUCCCCUGUGAAUAAUUAGAGGCAUUUGAAGGUAUUGCUGGAGAAGCCAAUUUGUGUCUUUCACUUUGCAUAUUGUUGAAGCCUCAUGAAUUAAUCAUCGGCAGGGCAAAAAAUUAGCUUCUUCAGACGCACGUUUUUUGAUGGGUCAUGAGGGAGAAUGUAAAGUGAUCUGUAAAAUAUUCUACUGAUCCUCUUAAGUAUUAAAUUAUGAUGGCUACAGGUUAAUU